This is a messenger RNA of Peromyscus leucopus (white-footed mouse), 1452 nucleotides long. It is a transcript of the gene Ascl2, whose product is annotated as achaete-scute family bHLH transcription factor 2. The coding region runs from base 349 to 930 and encodes 193 amino acids. The record is from RefSeq and is a predicted model, not a curated record. Gene Ontology annotation, biological process: regulation of neurogenesis; positive regulation of transcription by RNA polymerase II; neuron differentiation. The transcript is spliced from 2 exons. Gene Ontology annotation, molecular function: DNA-binding transcription factor activity, RNA polymerase II-specific; protein dimerization activity; RNA polymerase II transcription regulatory region sequence-specific DNA binding. Lineage: Eukaryota; Metazoa; Chordata; Mammalia; Rodentia; Cricetidae. Gene Ontology annotation, cellular component: RNA polymerase II transcription regulator complex.
CGAAGGAAGGAGGGCGUGAGAAAGGAGGCGGCGGCAGGCGGAGGAGGGUUAUCUAUACAUUUUAAAAGGAGCCGCCUGAGCCGCGCACAGGGAGACCAGGGGAGGUCUGACCGCACGCGCGGGACACGAGCGCACCACGCUUCCCUACUCUCAGCCCUUGUACAACACGGGGUCCUAGAGCUCCAGAAAGUCAGCGACCGGUGCCCCAGGAAAUCCUGCAGCAGUGCCCUGCCUGAGACCGGUGGAGGUGAGAGCGUUCGCUUCCCACCGCACCUGGUUCCUCGCGGGCACUUUUCCUGUAGCACCCAGAAACUCAUAGCAGGCGCCCGAGGGCUGGAUGCGAGCUUGAUGGACGGCGGCGCGCUGCCCCGACUCAUGCCCGCCUCGUCUGGAGUCGCUGGAACCUGCGCUACUCGGCGGAGACCCGCAUCCCCGGAACUGCUGCGCUGCAGCCGCCGCCGGCGAUCUGGAGCAACUGAAGCCGGGGGCGGCUCGGCGGCCGUGGCACGCCGCAACGAGCGCGAACGCAACCGAGUGAAGCUGGUAAACUUGGGCUUCCAGGCGCUGCGGCAGCAUGUGCCGCACGGCGGCGCCAGCAAGAAGCUGAGUAAGGUGGAGACGCUGCGCUCCGCGGUAGAAUAUAUUCGUGCACUGCAGCGGCUGCUUGCGGAGCACGACGCGGUGCGCGCCGCGCUUACCGGGGGGCUGCUAACACCGGCCACUCGGCCCUUGGCUGCCCGCGCGCCUCCCGCUGCCUCCCCCGCCAGUGCGUCGCUGUCCUGCGCCUCUUCAUCCCCGGACCGCGGGGGCAGCUCGGAGCCUGGCUCCCCGCGCUCCGCCUACUCAUCGGAGGACAGCGGCUGCGAGGGAGAGCUGAGCCCCAUGGAGCGCGAGCUACUUGACUUUUCCAGCUGGUUAGGGGGCUACUGAGUACCCAACCCCUCUAAGCCGCAUCCCUGGUUGUCUCCUGGUGGACAGACCCGCGCUUCUUGCCCAUGGAGCCUGGAUCGAUGCUUUCUAGUGCAACUUGACCAAAAACCAAGUGCUGACCUCACCUGGGCCUCCACCCUGCGAAAUGGACCUUCCAUCUCCCAGUCUGUGUGGCUCAAGGACUUGGAGAUUUCUCUCAGGAGAAAGGAUUUUACAAUGACAAUCUAUUUUUUACGAAUUAACCUGAACUGCUGGAGGGACUCUUACUGAAAAUAUGAAGACUUAUUUUUGUACAAAGGAUCCUUAGGCUUGGAGCACAAUAAAGAUUGUCUCUGCCCCUCACCCCCGCUGUCUAGAACUUUCCAACCUGGCCAAAGUUUGGACCAGCCAGGCCCUGAGGGCAAGAUGCCUGGCUGCACUUUUCCUCUUCUGAAGCCCAGCCUGGCGCUGAUGUUUGGCCAGUGUGGGAAACCUGCUGUUGUAAAGUGUACUAUUCUAUAAAAGUUGUUUUUCGUUGGUGUC